CUCACUUCCUUUAAAAGCCUCUCUCACACUCUCUACUCAACACACAAACUUAAAUUCACAUUCAAUCUUCUAAAUCUCAAUACUCUCUAGUCUCUCCUUUCAACUCCACCAAUUCAGAGCAGAUGGCACUAGAAGCUCUCAACUCUCCAACCACAGCCACGCCACCGUUUCACUUUGAAGAAGCGAAUCUUCACUGUAUUGAUUCAUGGACUAAGCGCAAGCGCUCAAAGCGUCCCCACAACCCUCCCACCGAAGAGGAGUAUCUCGCUCUCUGCCUCGUCAUGCUUGCUCGUGGAACCACCUCCACCGCCUCCAUAGCCACUACUAGCACCGCCUCGCAGCGACACAAGUCUCCUUCUCAAGCUCCACCAGCUGCUACGACAUCCUCUGACCAGAAGCUUAUCUUCAAGUGCAGUGUUUGCAACAAGGCCUUUUCUUCUUACCAAGCACUGGGUGGACACAAGGCCAGUCACCGUAAAGGAUCUGGCGGCGAGGAGCAGUCAACCUCCACCACCAACAACGCCACCACCGCACCAAACACCACUGGUAGGACCCACGAGUGUUCCAUCUGCCACAAGUCCUUUCCCACUGGUCAAGCCUUAGGUGGACACAAACGCUGUCACUACGAAGGCGGCGAAAAAAGCGGAGUGACGUCAUCGGAAGGUGUGGGGUCCAGUACUUCACAUAGCCAAGUCAGUCACCGUGACUUUGACCUCAACCUACCGGUGUUACCGGAAUUCUCGCCUGCCUUCUUUGUGUCCGCCGAUGAUGAAGUGGAAAGUCCUCAUCCUGCAGCUAAAAAGCCUCGUUUCUUCUUGCCCUCUAAAUUUGAAGUCUAGAUUAUCGAAUUAGGACUCUUUUCUUUUUCAUUUUUAGGAUAUUAAUUUAGACUAUAAUUUCGUGUAUUUCUUUUUUGUAACAGAUUUCAGUGAUAAUUUUUUUUGUGUACAUAGCACUUGAGAUUCCCUCACUUGCUUACUUAUGAUUUGUGAUAGUUAUUGAUUCAAUUAA
Messenger RNA from Pistacia vera, 1011 nucleotides. RefSeq names its product zinc finger protein ZAT10-like. Gene Ontology annotation, molecular function: DNA-binding transcription factor activity. Lineage: Eukaryota; Viridiplantae; Streptophyta; Magnoliopsida; Sapindales; Anacardiaceae. The coding region runs from base 123 to 839 and encodes 238 amino acids. The transcript has a single exon. The record is from RefSeq and is a predicted model, not a curated record. Gene Ontology annotation, biological process: response to stress.